AUGUUGGAAAAUGAAGAGUAUCAAAAGAAGAUAGAGUACUUUGAAUCAGAGGCACAGAUCUUUGAUGAAAAGAUUAUAAAAGAGAAAUCGAAAAGAAUUAAAAGUCCAAAGUUAGAGGAUGAACCUUCAGUAGAAGAUAAAAAAUCAAGAUUACCAUCAUCAGAAGAGAUUUAUAAUCGAAUUAAAGUUUUGGAGUUGACACAAUCAAAGUAA
Heterostelium album PN500 is the source of this 213-nucleotide messenger RNA. RefSeq lists its product as uncharacterized. The coding region runs from base 1 to 213 and encodes 70 amino acids. Lineage: Eukaryota; Evosea; Eumycetozoa; Acytosteliales; Acytosteliaceae. The transcript has 2 exons. The record is from RefSeq and is a predicted model, not a curated record.